GCAUGAUACUUCACGGAAACGUAUACGAUACAGAUCAGACGCCAUUUUCAUGAUUACUUGCAGUAUAACCAACUGUCUCGAAGUGAAAUAAGACUUACGUGUCCGGAAUAUCAUAUAAUAUCAUAUACUUGCAGAAAUCUAAAAUGGAAUCGGCUUUUGAACAGGAUGUACAUAUGCCACUCCCAGGCAUCACCGAUCCACAUACAUUUGAAAACUGGACGAAGUGCGUAAUGGGUUUAAAUAUUACAAGAAAAGCUCUAAGAAAACCGAUUGAGUUAGGUGCAAAGCAGCAUUUGCUCGAAUUCCCCAAGGAAGAAAUAUAUCAUUUUAAAACAUUUUCGGACUGUUUAAAGAAAGACAAUGUAUACCACUUAUCAGGGUCUCCGAAAAAUAAAAAAGAAAUGAUUCCAUGGACUUGUGACCAUGAACUAUGUCAGAAGAUAAUUAAGAAGUUAUUAAAGUUUCAUGCUCAAAAUGAAAAAAUAAAACGUAAAUGGGUAUUACCAAUGAUACCAGAGCCUAAUACAUCUAAUACAAUGAAGGUUCCCAGCGAGGAGGGAAAGAAUGUGGAUGAAAUCUGUGACGAAUAUUUCUGGGAUAUUAUGAAGCUAUACACUUACAAUGAAACAGUGAAAGGCAGCGCCAACGAGUACGAAAUUGACAAGAUUGAGCUAGUGCUGUUACUUCAGAUACUACGUAACUGUACAUUUCCGCAGUUCAGUGGAUUUGAGGAAGAGCAUGAAAAAGAAAUGACAAAAGCGAGAAACGUUGUGAUGCAUUCUGGAGAUUGCUCAUUUAGUGACAACGACCUUGCUAAAUUAUUUCAGCGUAUGACUGUUACACUGAGUAUAUUCAGUGAAUGUCAAAAUGCGAUUGCCAUAUUGGCAGAUUUGGAAAAACGAGAACUCUUUAAGCUUGCGAGGAAACAAGAUGAGUUGGGACUAGUUAUAAGGAACGCUCUAAGAUCAAGAAUUGAGGCUGUUGAGUUUGAUAUGAAUACAUGCGUAGACCAGCAAGAGCUAAACAGACUAAGAAAAGUAUAUUGGGAAAGCAACAACCAAUUUCAACAAUUUAAAACGGCUGACAGAGCGUCAAGCGACGAGAUGGAAAACCUAUCGAGAGAACUCCAGGAAUCCAAAAAUCAGAUGGAAAUCCUAUCGAGAGAACUCCAGGAAUCCAAAAAUCAGGUGAUUGAACUAUCAGGACAACUCCGGGCGUCCGAAUCUAAGGUGAUUGAACUAUCAGGACAACUCCGGGCGUCCGAAUCUAAGGUGGAUGGACUAUCGAGACAACUCCGGAAUUCAGAAGCAAAGGUGGAUGAACUAACGAGACAACUCUGGGCGUCAGAAUCUAAGAUUAAUGACUUAGUGAGACAACUACGGGCGUCGGAACAUGAGGAUCGUCAAGUAGGUGGCUGGCAAGGUGUUGGAAGAAGUUUCGACAACUGGUUGCGGACAAGAAAUAAUUAACAAAAUAGUAACACAAACAACUAGUAGGGAACCAUUUUCCUUGUUCUUGAUAUAUGGGCAAUGCACAGAUAAUCCAUUGAAAUAGUAAGAAAAUGGACCUUAUUCUUAUUAAUUAUAAAGAGUUAAAACGACUACAAACUUUAAUACCAUUGCCCAUCGCAUUUAUGUUUAAUCCUUAACAAUUGUAUAACCUCAUUAAUUGUUUGCUUUUAGUAAUCACAACAGAAGGAAAUAUAACAAAAUAUCGUAAAUGUGCAGUUUUGAAAGGGACUCCUCUGAUUUUUUUUACAUGAUGACCUUUGAAAAUUCAAAUAGUUUUACGAGUUAAAUGUACUUUAUGCGUGCCUAGGUACACAAACGAACUCACGUACGAUUGUUUGGAAAAACUAUAAAAUUAAAAUUUGAAAACGAGAAAACAAACAAACAUAAAACAACAAUAAUAAAAAAAUACACUUACCGUGCAUGGCAUAAAAAUGUCUAUUAAAUGAGAUAUCGCAUGCAUUAGAAAGUCAUAAGGAAAUAACCAAAUUAAUUAACUAAGAUAAAAAAAAUAACGGUCUAUUGGGGGGGAAAAUACCUUCACCACCCACCCCAUUACCGGCACAGUGUUAUAUAUGGAGGCUAUACGUUGCCAAAAAUCCAGCCUUUGAAACUUAACAAUGCAUACUUCGGUUCUACUAAACAGAUUAGUAAAAAUCUAAUUGUCGAUCCGAGAAUUACAUACUGCACUGGUAUUAAGCAUUUUGAUUAUCUUGAUUUGAUAAAAUGGAAGCUGUAAACAUGCAACUUAGAUAAAUUGCAAACUGUAUCUAUAAAUGUAUAACUUCAAAUUUGCGAAAUGUAAAGGAUAGAACUUACACAAUACGUUUAAUGCUGUGCAUCAUGACGUUGAGAAUGUAACUGCAUCAACUUGACACACUCAGGUUUACAACACUACACUUUCCUGUUACAUUCUAACGCGAUUAACAUUUAUAAACGAUUUUGCAACUUCCAUAUAUGGAAUUAUCACGGAAAUAGACGAAAAUUAAUAGGCGGAGCCAAUUCUCACGAAAGCAGAAUAUAAAGAGAGGUAACUCUUGCUGGUACAAAAAUAUUUUAAAUAAUAUAGAAACUAUUAUAAAUUUCACAUACAUCAUCACUUUGAACAUACUCUGAUUUUGUUAAAACGUCUUCUAGUACAAAAUAUUCAAGUAAUGCAAAAUUGGUUAAGAUAUGAUGUAACAAUGUUUAUACUGAUAAUGAGCAUAAUAAUAUGCAAAAACUCAAGUUGGUGAAUUAACAUAAGGGAAUGCUUUCCAUAUAUAAUGACACACACCACUACAUAUUGAUAAGAACGAUAGGGUUUGUGUGCCUUCAAUCGUUACACUUUCAGCAAAUAGUACUAGAAUGCGAUACACGGAAGUCACUUUUGACAACACGAAUAAAGAGAACUGAACAGUAAGCCUGUGCCUUCUUUCUUUAAAGGACUAUGUUGGGUUGUAGAAAAACCCAUAUUUUUGACCAAGUGUAUAUUAAACCACGAAACAAUUCAAAGUUUACUAUCGAUAAUUCCGUUGUAUAACCAAAAUCUUGUGAAUUUGUCCCAAAUCAAUAUUAAGUGUAUCUUAGCAUAUCUGUGUUUACCUCCAUUGGGAGGUAUUUUGAGUCAUAGGAUGUGAUUUGUAAGCUGGCGUAGGUUAAGGUCUUUCAUGCAUUGUACUGAAUCAAUAGCAACUCUAAAAUCUGUGUAUACAUGCUGUCAAUAGCUGUUACCUAGACUUGCUGUCUAUCUGAUCAAAAGCAGAGAACUAUUUUUAUGUACAUGAAAUACUACACAGAAUAUUUAUUAAGUUUUGUAAGUGAUGGCUUUCUUAGAGAUAAAAUAAACAAGGUAUACAUAAAUUGAUAAUCAACAUACAUACCUUUGGACUCAUUUAAAUAUUAUUAUUGAAAAAAAAAUGGUAAAAAUGGGAAAAUAUAUCUAUACAGUAUGGUAAAAAUAAAAAGUUAUGUACGAAAGGGUACAUACAACUUUGGUUUUAAUUUUACUAUUGUUAAAAGUUUUUUCUUGUCAAGUCAUACGCUAGAAUUAAGGUUACUAAUGUAAUAGUAAAUGCUACUACUAGGAAAGACAGCAGCUAGAAUUUGGUCUGUAUUAGUAAUUAGUCGUAUCAAAAUCUCUAUCAGAUGUUGACUUGAAAAUUUGAAAGUGGUAACGUAGCAGCUUAACUGUAAAUGUUACUCAUUCCUAUGCAAAUUGGACCACCCUCAGUAAAAUUGAUUUGUCGUUGAAUAUAGUCUUGUCACAAAUAUAUAAAUAAUUUUAGCUCCAUGGUCUUAUCAAUUAUUUUUACUCCUGAAAAAUAUUUAACCUCAGGCAGUAAGUAAGCCUGGUGAGAUUUUUUAUAUUAUUAGUUUAGUUUCUUUUUCUAGGAAAUGUGGUAUAUACAACGUUUUAAAACUUAUAUGCCUAUAAUCCUUUAAAGUCCGCUGAUGUUGAUUGUAUGAAGGCAUAGAAUGGCAAUCAUGCAAGUGAAUUAUGUUUGGUGAAUAACUAAACACCUAAAAGGUGCGGUAAACGGAAACUGCGCCGCUUCUUGUCGCCGACGGUGAAUACCGAAAAUGAGUUUGUGUUUAUUUGCGUUUAUUUAUACUCGCCACCGGUUGCCCAUAUGGGCGAGUCCCCCAGAAGAGUAUUAGUCAUUUUAGAUUUUUGGAGGAUAGUGCAGAUACAGACAGAUGCCCCAAUUCCAGAAGCUUCUCCUGGUUCUUUAGCGUGCCAAGUGUUUAAGCACCCAUACACGGGACCUCGAUUUAAAGUCUCAUCCGAAAGACUGAUUAGUGAUUUUAGUUGGCCAGCCCGGGAAUCGAACCCACAAUGUCGAGAUUACAAGUCUCGCGCUCUAACCGAUUGAGCUAUGCGGGCUGGUUAAUGAGCGGAUAGAUACGUUUAUUUACGACGAUGUAAUGGGCGGGAAAAUGGGCGGAGCUUAUUUGAUCUCCUUUUGAAAAACGUGUAAAGCUGGAUAAUGCUGAUCCGAAUCAUGAUGAUUCGACAAUGUAAAGCUAAGAAUGUAACUUCUGUUUUGUCGGCGUAUACACGAACAAUGAGUAUUCGAACACUUGGUAUUGCUACUAUCAGCAAAACAGUUAAUGUUUUGUCGUUUAACAAAAUGUGUUUUCUUGAAAUUCAUGUUUACAAUGUUAAAUCGGCAAACUCAAUCCAAUAAUGUAACAUUGGAGUUUACAUACAAAGAAAUACAAUUGUAUUUUGUCCGUUAACAAACUGUUCAACUCAGAUCAACAAAACCGGAUUUUUGGCAGCGAAUAGCCUCCAUAGUUAUACGGCGCAAGGGUUAAUAUGUGUUUUUUCCCAAGAUUUUAGUGAUAAUCACUGACUUUUACAUAUCAUUUCAAACACACGCGAAUUUUCAACGCUUCGAUUCUACAGACACGGAGAAAUUUCGCAUUUACCAAGGAUUUAACCAGAUGUAUUACAAAUGUAUUACAAAUCUGAUGCUCUCCUUAUACUUCGUGUGAAACAUGACUUUUUUUUAAAGACAAGAUGUUUCAUUUUUGUAUGAUGUUGAAACAAUGCUAUAUACGUAAUUUACAUUAUCUACAAAAUUUAACCGUGAAAAAAAGGCCAAAUUAUCAUUUAAAAUUUUACGACUUACUUUCUGAUAAUUAUAUUAUAGAUAAUAUAUAUUGGUACUAUAGAAAAUGACAAAUAAAAACAACCUUUGAGUGAACUUAUUAUGAAUAAAAAACAAAACAAAAACAAACACACAUUGUUAGUUAUUUUAUAGCUACAUGUAUAUUGUACUUUCGUUUCGUCGUAUUAACCUGGAAGAAAAACGUACGGUAUUGCUAGAAACAUUCCAAAAUACAUUUACGGCAUUGUAGGUGCAAUUUCUUCCAGAUGGAAAAUGCCUCCGGUACUUCUAAAAACGAGUCCUUGCGAACCAUUUGCUGUAAAUCAAGACCAAUAGCUUUUGUGCAAAAUUUCAAAUUGCUGCGUCGUCACUGUUGUCCUCUUUGUUGUUGUCGUUGUGCAAAAAUGUUGAUGUAAUCAUAAUUCAACACGAAACCUGGAUUAUUUACUUAUAACUACACGAAACAGUUGUAAUUAAGACAAGGAACAGCAUUAUCUGAAAGCUUUACAUUUUCGGGGUA
Molecule: messenger RNA, 5624 nt
Organism: Ruditapes philippinarum (Manila clam)
Lineage: Eukaryota; Metazoa; Mollusca; Bivalvia; Venerida; Veneridae
Product: putative leucine-rich repeat-containing protein DDB_G0290503
Exons: 14
Coding region: 144-1469 (441 amino acids)
Source: RefSeq, a predicted model, not a curated record